This is a messenger RNA of Schistosoma turkestanicum, 758 nucleotides long. The record is from the annotation of a GenBank genome assembly. Lineage: Eukaryota; Metazoa; Platyhelminthes; Trematoda; Strigeidida; Schistosomatidae.
UGGAAUUAAAAGGAAAUUUCAUUAGUUUCAUUAUUUAUUUGUACAAAACAUUUGAUUUAACUUUCAAUGUUCAAUAAUUCGUUUGUCAAUGAUUGGAUUUAAAUGAAACAAAACACGAAAUGGCAGCACAAUCGUUUCGUUAUGAUCUGCAGUUGAUUAUUCCAUUAGCGCUGGGUUUAUUUGGAAUCAUAUGUUUACUUGUAGCAUUGCUACUUAUCCUUUAUUAUAGAAGAAAACGAAAUGAACAAGAUAAAAAUUCUCCAAAUUCUACUACUAAAAAUCCUAAACAACAAUUUAAAGGCAAAACAAACACUGAAACAAAAUUCAACGUUGAUGAAACGCUGUACACAGGUAAAGCACAAUUUCCACCUUAUCCAGUCAAUUCACAAAUUCUUCUUGGUUCACUGAAACCAUCAUCAUCGUUAACACCUCUACAAUCAUCUUAUCCAAUCACUGGAAUUGUUGCCCAAUCGUCGAAUGCACGUAAUCCAACUCAGCCACCAUUUCCUUCAAUACAAAAUAAAGCAUCCUUCAAAAAAUAAUACCUGAGGAUUAAUUGUCAACUGCCGUUUACACCAUAUACAAUUACUAAUAAACAAAUUUGUUCAGAUAUUUUUCCUAAUGGAAAUAUUGGAAAUAAUUUUGAUAGCAUGAAAACGAAAGAUUUUUAAAACGUUAAUUUUACAUCUGUACUGUACUUCUUGAAUAAAAAUUCUCUAUGUUCAGAGAGAUUUCAGUUCUUCCUUAUUACUUUGUGC